Amoebophrya sp. A120 is the source of this 1791-nucleotide messenger RNA. The record is from the annotation of a GenBank genome assembly. Lineage: Eukaryota; Dinophyceae; Syndiniales; Amoebophryaceae.
AUGUGGUUGGCCGAGGAAGACGUCAACGAUGUGAGCGAAGCCCUUCUCCACUCUUGGCCAAAAGACACCAGCAUCGUCCUGCUUGGGGCGCAGGAGUACCUCCAAGCCCCAAGGCCGGGCCGGCAACGGGCGCGUCACCGGAGCCGAAGCGUUUCGCUCGUGUCGCAAGAUGUCGCCACUGGCUUGGGGACGCGCUAUCGGCUAGCUCAACUUGGAUUCUCGUUCGGUUCGUAUGGCUGGGCGAUUCGCACGGCUGACCUUCCGGACUUCGUCUCCACCUUCCUCGACCCGUCACUCGCCAAGGCGGCCCGCGACCCGCACCUCAACCUUGCGAUUGACAACGACUGGUAUCCGUGGGCGGCGAAGAGAGGAAAGACCGUACGACUUCUAUGUCCGGUAGUGGUCGGGCACCGUGCUUCGUGGUCCCUGACUCAAAAUAGUACACAAAAAGCCCUGACGAACCGGGAAUGUCCGCAGGCCCUGCUUCAGCCAGUAGCGACCCCUUUCGCCACCGCCUUCAUGUCGAACGCAGAGACAUCACCACAGACGUCGCCAUCGACGCACGGCGAGACGCACCAUACCAGUACUGGAGCGUCAAGUGUAUCAGCAAAAACGGACGAGAACGAGCCUCGCACUGACGUCGGUCGGCACGAACGCGUUUCAGUCAUGGGACGGAGCUCCGAAGCGAAGUCGCUUAAUGUCACUGUGCCAGCAGCAGAAGACAAGCGAGAACGCAUGCAUGUCCUCAUUCUUUCCGCACGAGAAAACUUUGCGAAGAGGCAAGUGAUACGCGCGACAUGGUUGAAACAGAACCGGAUGUGGAGCGAGGGAGGCAACGCCGGCAGUCGGAGGCCUUGGGCUCACUUUCUUGUUGGCGCACAGGGCUGUGAGAUUCCACUUUCCGAGCGGAUCGCUGUGGACCGAGCCGUUGGAGGCUACUGCACGCCGCGCAAAGAAGAACGCAGUUCCAUUCUCAGCAUUCUUGAUCGGUGGUUUUUUGGCGCUGCAGCUGCAGGCAAAAGCAGCACUUCACAAAACGCGUGGCUGGUGCAACGCGAGAAAGAACAGCAGCUUACUGCAGCACUCCAGCAAGAAGAGAAAAUGCAUGACGACAUGGUCCUUCUGCCAAUGGUGGACGUGUAUCACAACAGUACUUUGAAAAUGAAGCUUGCCUUUCAAUGGGUCACGUCGCAACCCCAAUUCUCCAAGACGUUACAGUGGAUCGUUAAGGUGGACGACGACGCGUACGUGAGGCGUUUCCCGUUACAGCGAUUUCUUUUUCCGCAAAAAGAUGACGACUUCCCGACGACAGGCCUCGAUCCCGCAUCAGAAAAAAUUCUGCUUGGGCUUGUCUGGCAGCAAAUGCCAGUGCAGGACGAUCCGACGACGUCAAAGUGGGUAGAGAAGAACUACCCGCACAGCCAUUAUCCUCCUUAUCUCAGUGGGACAGCUGGCGAAGUUUUCUCCUGGGAAUUUGUUCAGUAUGUUGCUGACCACCAAGCAGAGCUGUUCAACUACGCAGGCGAAGAUUACGCCUUCGGAAUCUGGGCAGCGGAACAAAUCCCAAGCGUUCGCGUGGUUUCAACUGUACAAAAGUUCGACAAAGGGACGAAGGCGCAGCGCUGGUUUCAAUACCAAAAAAACUCUUGCAGGGACCCAGAGGCAGUGAUUUCUGGCGGCCUCACGGCAGAGCAAAUCCGGGCCUGCGCAGCUGAAGACGACGCAAGGAAGCUGCUCACCGGCAGACGACGCAAGGAAGCUGAAGACGGCGCCACGGGUUCCGCGAGCUGA